CCUCUCCCUCCUCUUCCCUACCUUCCUCCACUCCCUCCCUUCCCCUCCCCUUUACCACCACCGCCACCUCCUCCUCCUUGACGUCCUCCUCCUCCUCCUCCUCCCCCUUCCUCCCUCCUCCACUUCUUCCUCCGCCAGCUCAGGUUGCAGCUCCUGUGGGGAGCCGCUCACCUUUCCAGAGCCGGGGAAGCAGCCCCGAGCCCGAGUGGGGACCCCAGCGGUACGGCGCCCAGCCCUGCGGGCCCCCUGCCGUCGCGAGCGGGAGCGGCCGCCCGGCGGUCCCCAGGACACGCGCGGUGAGCCUCGCGGCGGGGCGGCGGGGCGCCGGGCAGGAAAGGAAGGUCGGAGGAGGGGGCACCGCAGCACUGUGCAAACGGAGCAAAGGAGCUUGAGAGAAGAGAGCCAGCAUUUACUGGACGUCUUCCUUGUAUCAGCGCUGGGCUGUGUUGGCUCACUCAGAUGCUGUUGGACAUUGAAAACUUUACCUGCCCAAAUCCCAGCUCCUGGUCUUCCUACCAAAACCUCCACUCGCAGAAUCCUCAUCUCCUUGAGUGACUUCCUCUCAGCUGCUUGGCCAAAACCCAGCAAGGACCUGGAUACCCAGUCCUUGACAAGCAUGAACAAGAUGAAGAACUUCAAGCGCCGUUUCUCCCUGUCAGUGCCCCGUACAGAGACCAUCGAGGAGUCCUUGGCUGAAUUCACAGAGCAGUUCAACCAGCUCCACAACCGGAGGAACGAGGACCUGCAGCUCGGUCCUCUUGGCAGAGACCCCCAGCCGGAGCCCAGCACCUUCUCCCCCACAGACAGCGGGGAGGAGCCUGGGCAGCCAUCCCCUGGCAUGCAGUACCGGCGACGGCAGAACCAACGGCGCUUCUCCAUGGAGGACAUCAGCAAGAGGCUCUCUCUGCCCAUGGAUAUCCGCCUGCCCCAGGAAUUUCUGCAGAAACUGCAGCUGGAGAACCCAGACCUUCCCAAGCCACUCAGCCGCAUGUCCCGACGUGCCUCCCUGUCAGAUAUCGGCUUUGGGAAACUGGAAACAUACGUGAAACUGGACAAACUGGGGGAGGGCCAAUGGGGCUCUUCAUCCCAGGGCACCUAUGCCACAGUCUUCAAAGGGCGGAGUAAACUGACGGAGAACCUCGUGGCCCUGAAGGAGAUCCGACUGGAGCACGAGGAGGGGGCACCCUGCACUGCCAUCCGAGAGGUGUCUCUCCUGAAGAAUCUGAAGCAUGCCAAUAUCGUGACCUUGCACGACCUCAUCCAUACAGAACGGUCCCUCACCCUGGUGUUUGAGUACCUGGACAGUGACCUGAAGCAGUACUUGGACCAUUGUGGAAACCUCAUGAGCAUGCACAAUGUCAAGAUUUUCAUGUUCCAGCUGCUCCGGGGCCUUGCCUACUGCCACCGCCGUAAGAUCCUGCACCGGGACCUGAAACCCCAGAACCUGCUCAUCAACGAGAGGGGGGAACUGAAGCUGGCUGACUUUGGACUGGCCCGGGCCAAGUCAGUGCCCACGAAGACCUAUUCCAAUGAGGUGGUGACCCUGUGGUACAGGCCCCCUGAUGUGCUGCUGGGAUCCACUGAGUACUCCACCCCCAUAGACAUGUGGGGCGUAGGCUGCAUCCACUACGAGAUGGCCACGGGGAGGCCCCUGUUCCCCGGCUCCACGGUCAAGGAGGAGCUGCACCUCAUCUUCCGGCUCCUGGGGACCCCUACAGAAGAGACGUGGCCCAGCGUGACCGCCCUCUCUGAGUUCCGCGCCUACAACUUCCCGCGGUACCUCCCGCAGCCUCUCAUCAGCCACGCCCCCAGGUUGGAUACUGAUGGCAUCAGCCUUCUGACCGGCCUCCUCCUGUAUGAAUCCAAGAGUCGUAUGUCUGCAGAGGCUGCCCUGAGUCACCCCUACUUCCGGUCUUUGGGAGAGCGUGUGCACCAGCUUGAAGACACUGCCUCCAUCUUCUCCCUGAAGGAGAUCCAGCUGCAGAAGGAUCCAGGCUACCGAGGCUUGGCCUUCCAGCAGCCAGGACGAGGGAAGAGCCGGCGGCAGAGCAUCUUCUGAGCUGUGGCUACACUGCUACAGCCUGAGGGACACGUGGUCACAUCGAGCACAAAUUUGGGUAGGAUGGGGCCUGUGUGGACCUUCGAGGACUGAGGCACGAGGGCUUACUAUGGGCCCAGAAGACUGUUUGGCAGCCCUGCUGGCCACGGCUGUUUCCUCUCUCUGCUUCCCACAUGCUUCCCCGUGGCCUUCACUUGGAUUCCAACCCCUUCAUGCGCUGGGCAUGAGCUGGUUCCCUGAGAGAGAGAGUGAGGGGGCAGGGAGGGAACUCGGACUCUCCUCCACCCUGAAGUGUUCAGGCACCAGUGUGGGAUGCACGUGGACAGGAAAAUUUGGGCACAAGGCUGGGUGCUAUGCCCUGGACACAGGCUCCACCAUGCCUCCCCCUAGUACCUGCUUAUCUUAUAGAACCUCCCCAUUCGGCCCCUUGAAGCCCAUGUGACCAUACAUGUUUUUCACCUUCUUUCCCUUUGAGAACAGCACCUUGUCUGGGAUCCCAUGAUCCUGAGUUCUCACCUGUGUGACAAAGACCACCCCCACCCGAGGGGCAGGUGUCCCCACAGCAAAGAAGGAAUAGUAGCCCACUUCAUCUUUCCAUCUCCUGCUCUCCUUCCCCCUCCAUGCCAGAGGCCCUCUAUGCCCUCUGGCCCAAACCAAGGCUGAGCAAUGCUGGCUUGCUGCAGAUGCCCAGCUAUGCCCAGAGGUGGCCUAGGUCUGCCAGCUGCAUACCUGCCACCUCAGCCAGCCCCCUCCUGUCUCCCCAGUCUGAACAGAGUUGCCUUAAAUUGGCAGGUGGUAGAGCGUUCACUGCCCUUGGAGCUCUGACACAGCUCCUAUCUGUCCACCCCUCCCGAGAGUGGCUCCUGCUUAUCUAAUCAUCCCUGAGCACUGAUUAGCCAGCCCUGGGUUAGGGGCCUGAGGACGGCCCCCAGAUAUACAGGGUCACCCUGACACUGGUGUCAGGCCAGCCUCAGGUCCUUGGGGCAAGUACAGCCUCUCUGAUCCUCCUUCCCAGCGCUUCCCAUCUGUUCACCUGAUCCUGGUACCAGCCUCCCCCUGCCCCUGCCUCCCCACAGGUUGGUCAUGACAGGGAGGUGUAAAUGCCACAGUCUGAGAUAGAGAAAGGUGGGACACCAGAUCCUGGAAGCCUUAGGGGCCAUGACCCCUGAAGAAGGCUCCCAUCUGUGCUCCCAAGGUCUUCUCCACACUUGGUGACCUUGAAUUACAAAGGUGAAGGGGAGGCCAGGCCCCACCUUUCUACCCACACCCCUGCCCAGCCCAACUCCUCUAGCCUGAGGAGUACUGAAGAGUCUAGGGGUCCCCCAGCCCUCCACUCCUCCCCCACCCCGUACUGUGAACGUCCUGUGACUCAGCACAAAGACAGAUAAUAUAUUUAAUUCAUGUGGUACAGAAAGGACUGAGCAGUAUCAUGCAGAAAAGCUAAUUUUGAUAGAUUGAUGCCAAAGAUGGAGCCUAAGGAGUGUGGGUGGGGCUUACUUUUAUGUAUGUAUGUAUGUAUGUAUGUGUGUAUAUAAAGUGAAGGGAGAGUUUG
This is a messenger RNA of Nycticebus coucang (slow loris), 3611 nucleotides long. It is a transcript of the gene CDK18, whose product is annotated as cyclin dependent kinase 18. The record is from RefSeq and is a predicted model, not a curated record. Gene Ontology annotation, biological process: protein phosphorylation. The transcript has 17 exons. The coding region runs from base 617 to 2059 and encodes 480 amino acids. NCBI's taxonomy places the organism in Eukaryota, Metazoa, Chordata, Mammalia, Primates, Lorisidae. Gene Ontology annotation, molecular function: protein kinase activity; ATP binding. Gene Ontology annotation, cellular component: nucleus; cytoplasm.